Populus euphratica (Euphrates poplar) is the source of this 616-nucleotide messenger RNA. Its product is annotated as gibberellin-regulated protein 1-like. The transcript is spliced from 3 exons. Lineage: Eukaryota; Viridiplantae; Streptophyta; Magnoliopsida; Malpighiales; Salicaceae. The coding region runs from base 115 to 426 and encodes 103 amino acids. The record is from RefSeq and is a predicted model, not a curated record.
GCUAUAAAUAGUGACACCCUUUCUCUCAUUUCAUAAAAUCAUACUAACAGAGUUCAAUUCAAUUCCGAACAAAAUUUAAAGUACUCUAGGAAUCGUCUGAUUAAAGCUCUAGCAAUGGCUAUAUCGAAGCUUUUGAUUGUUUUUCUUGUCACAUCUCUCCUUGUGCUCCGCCUUGUUGAAGCUGAUCAGAAGGUGGUGAACUCAAAUAUUCAAGCUGCAAGCUAUACUCCUGGGAAGAAUAUCGAUUGUGGUGGCGCUUGCAAUGCUAGGUGUUCCUUAUCCUCGAGGCCACGUCUUUGCAAGAGGGCUUGCGGGACUUGCUGUGCACGGUGCAAUUGUGUCCCCCCAGGCACUUCCGGCAACCAUGACGCCUGCCCUUGCUAUGCCACCAUGACUACCCGAGGUGGCCGACUCAAGUGUCCUUGAAAUCAGCCUUUCCCUGCUGAUUAAAAGUUAUGCAACAAGAAUAAUCAUAUCGGAGUUUGAAGAAUAGAUAUUAAGCUGUACUUUCCUUUCCUUUUUGUUUUUGUUUGUAAUAUAUAUUCUGGAGUUAUUUGUGAUAAAUCGUAAUUGCAAAUGUAGAAUUUUAUUUGGAAGGUUCUGUUUUCUUUUCUUU